AUGAGUUGGGAUAGUGAAUAUGACAUUGUCUGCAUUGGGUCCGGGGUCGGCGGUCUCUCUGCAGCCUUGACCGGGGCCGAGCAGGGAGCCAGCGUGCUCGUGGUGGACAAGUUCCACCUAGUCGGGGGCGUGACGGCGCUGUCGUCCGGGCAGCUGUGGCCAGGGCCGACGCACGUGUCGGAGGCGGCGGGGAUCGACGACCAGGCCAGCUCGGCGCAAGCGUACAUCGACCAUCUGUCGCAAGGCUUCGCCGACCCCGAACUCCGGCGGUCGUAUCUGGCGGACUGCCGCGGGGCGAUCCAGUACUUCACCGACACGAUCGGCCUGGAGCUGCAGGUGGUGCGCGACCUGCCGGACUACUACUACCCGGCGGUGAAGGGGUCAGCUCCGCAGGGCCGCUUUCUGGAGAUCAAGCCCUUUCCGGCGCGGAAACUGCUGGGGGCGGAAUGGGCGGGCAAGAUCCUGACCUCGCCCUACGGCGACGGUUACAGCUACGCGACCGGUGCCGAAUUCGUCGCCAUGCAGGUCAAGGGCAGCGAGCAUGUCGGGGCCUGCCUGCAGCGCCAUGUGGAGGCCGACGAACGCUGCUGCGGAGCCGGCCUGGCCGCCGCCCAGGUCUAUGCGGCUCUGCAGCGCGGCGUGAAGAUCCAGACGUCGACCGAGGUGGUGGAGCUGGUCGUUGAGGACGGACGGGUGACGGGGGUGCGAGCGAUAGUACGGGAUUCCUCUUCCUCAUCCACUUCUUCUUCCUCCUCCUCUUCUUCUUCCUCUACUCAACGCAUUCGCGCCCGCCGCGGCGUCCUCCUCGCCACCGGCGGCUACGACCUACGACCCGACCUGGUGCGCAGCUUCGACGGCCUCAUCGACGCGGGCAACAUGACGCUGCCGACCAUCACGGGCGACCAUUUAACGCUGGCGGCCACGGUCGGGGCCAUUGCGUAUCCGGCGCACCCGGCGGCGCUGACGGCCAUCUUCGUCGGCUACCAGAUCCCCGGCGAGGUGGUGUACGGCAAGGCCACGUGGCGACUGCAUCUCCCGGGCGCGCCGCACUCGAUCGUGGUCAACGCGCGCGGCCACCGCUUCGCCAACGACUCCUUCUACCCGGACGUGUCGGCCAAGGCCGGCCGCUACGACGGCCAGGAACAGGGCCUGGUCAACUGGCCCGCCUGGCUGGUGUUCGACCAGGAUUUCGUCGACAAGUACAACCUGCUGCCCGCCUACCCGGGCCAGCCGCUGCCGGCGGGUAUCAGCGUCAAUGCUGACACGCUAGAGGGUCUGGCCGCCGUGACCGGCAUCGACGCCGACGGGCUCGCCGCCACGGUGCAGCGAUUCAACGGCUUUUGCGAGACCGGUGUCGACGAGGACUUCGGUCGCGCCUCGCUUCCCUGGGGCACCAUCCUAACCGGCGACUACCGCCUGCCGCAUCCUGGCUUUGCUGCUAUUGCCCGCCCGCCAUUCUAUGCCGUCCAGCUGCAGCGCGUCACCGUCGGCGUGCCCACCGCCGGCCUGCCUAUUAAUCGUGAUGCGAGCGUCCUCACCGCCACCGGCCACGUCGUCCCGGGCCUCUACGCCGCCGGAAAUGCCGCCCUCUACAACGACUGGGGCGCCGGGUAUAAUAGUGGGGUGGCCAAUAUGCGCGGCAUGCUGUACGGCCACAAAGCCGCGUUGCACAUGCUCCAAGACAAGAACGCAGCUGGGUAG
Molecule: messenger RNA, 1701 nt
Organism: Capronia epimyces CBS 606.96
Lineage: Eukaryota; Fungi; Ascomycota; Eurotiomycetes; Chaetothyriales; Herpotrichiellaceae
Exons: 1
Coding region: 1-1701 (566 amino acids)
Source: RefSeq, a predicted model, not a curated record